AUGCUGCGGGUGGGCGGCCGCCUGAAACAUGCGCAGAUUCCGUUCCAUCAGAAACAUCCAUUACUGCUGCCCUCUGGUCAUCAUGUCACACGGAAUUUGAUUGAGUCACUGCAUAGGGAACACCUGCACGUUGGGCAACAAGGAUUACUAGCCAUCGUAAGGCAGAGAUACUGGCCAAUCAGAGUUUAUGGGAAAUUUGUGCCGGAAUACCGUGUUGUUCCUGCUCCAGUGUUUGCCCGAACAGGACUUGAUUAUGCGGGGCCUAUUUACAUCAAGAAAGGUCGUCGUCAAGCUCGUGUAAAGGCAUAUAUUGCGGUUUUUAUUUGUAUGGCCACUAAGGCUAUACACCUGGAUGUAGCAACGGACUUUACAGCGGAAGCGUUCUUGGCAGUUCUCCAGCGAUUUGUCGGAAGGAGGGGUACACCAGAGCAACUACACUCUGAUAAUGCUACAAAUUUUCGUGGAGCUCAGUCGGAGUUAGCAGAACUGUAUGAGCUUUUCAAGAAUCAGCAAACUAACCAGUUUUGUGAAGCAAAGGAAAUACAAUGGUCCUUCAUUCCGCCUCGUUCUCCAAAUUUUGGUGGGAUCUGGGAGGCUGGAGUGAAGGCAGCCAAAUCAUUGCUGAAGAAGGCGCUGUGUGAAACGUCAUUGACCUAUGAAGAGCUGACAACGGUGGUUGUCCACAUUGAAGCAGUACUCAAUUCGAGACCAAUCACACAAAUGACGACUGAACCGAACGAUUUGUCAGCGUAG
Messenger RNA from Armigeres subalbatus, 753 nucleotides. RefSeq lists its product as uncharacterized. The transcript is spliced from 2 exons. NCBI's taxonomy places the organism in Eukaryota, Metazoa, Arthropoda, Insecta, Diptera, Culicidae. The record is from RefSeq and is a predicted model, not a curated record. Gene Ontology annotation, molecular function: nucleic acid binding. Bases 1 to 753 code for a protein of 250 amino acids. Gene Ontology annotation, biological process: DNA integration.